AAAAAAAGGCUUCAAAAAUAAAGCUACUCUCACCUUCUCCUCCUCUCUUUGCUAUAUGGCAAUCCCCAGCAUCUAAACAAUGCUCUCUACGAGGCCAUGCCUCUCCUCCUUCCCCGCCCCCUCUCCUCUCCUCUCUCCUCACUUCUCCUCCUCCUCUUCUUUCUUCUCCCUCUCGAGUAUCAGGCCGCGCCGCAUCCCUUCCUUUCGGCCCCUCUCCUCGCUCAAGGAGUCCAAGAAGGUCGCGCUCCGGAAGGCCACCAAUGUCCCCCAGAACCUCAGAUUCGAUAACCGGAAGGGGAGGGACGACGGAAGCCUCUCGGAUGAUGGCGAGGGGGAGGUUGGCGGCGACGCCGCCCUGAAGGGGACCGUCCUCGCCGGGCUUCUCUUGGUUGGAGUCGUCGGGGGGUUCGGGACCGUGGGAUACCUGUACAGAGAUCAGAUUAAUGCUUUCCUUACUCAGUUCUCCGGUUUCAUCGAUGGUUAUGGGCCUGCUGGAUAUGCUUUAUUUGUUCUUGUUUAUGCUGGACUCGAGAUUUUGGCAAUUCCAGCAAUCCCCUUAACCAUGUCAUCUGGACUUCUAUUUGGGAGCUUGACUGGCACCAUCAUUGUCUCAAUCAGUGGGACGGUUGCUGCUGCUGUAGCCUUUCUUAUUGCUAGGUAUUUUGCACGGGAGCGCAUUCUUAAAUUGGUCGAAGGAAAUAAGAAGUUUUUGGCGAUUGAUAAGGCAAUUGGAGAAAAUGGUUUUAGAGUUGUUACACUCCUUCGUUUGAGUCCUUUACUUCCAUUUUCUCUAGGGAACUAUUUAUAUGGCUUGACAUCGGUGAAAUUUGUUCCUUAUGUGCUGGGAAGUUGGUUAGGAAUGCUACCAGGGACUUGGGCUUAUGUUAGUGCUGGUGCAUUUGGGCGAGCCAUAAUUCAAGAGGAGUCAGAUGUGGGGUUGUUAGGGGGAAAUGGUCAAUUACUGACUCUUGGCAUAGGGCUGUUAUUUACAGCCCUUGCCGCAGCUUAUGUUACUCGUCUUGCAAAGGAUGCUGUAAAAGAUAUCGAAUAGGAUAACCAUUUAUUGGGCCCAAACACGCGGUAAAUGGCAGCCCCCUGAUACAGAAUGUAAUUUAUAUACUUUUAACACCUACAUAGUGGCAUCUUUUAGAUGCAACUAAAAUUCCAAAACAAUGCAAUAAUUUUGAAAAGGCAGAAUAUGCAGGUAAUGAUUUUGCAUGCAGGUCGAUUAUGCAACUUGUUUUUUUCAUUUUCAAAAACUGCCCAAUAUAUUCAGAACUUAUCUGUGGAUCAAAUAGUCAAGAGCCAUUGAUAUGUCAACCAGAUCUGCAGAUAGCAACAAAACUGUUCACUGAUUUGCUAUCUGAGCUACAGAUAGAGCGCAUACUCUUCGGAUGGUUUUGGCACUAUCUUCACGCGUGCUGCUUUCUUCUUCCUCCUCCUUGUUCCAUGGUAGACAUAUGCCCAGCGUGCCAGAAUCUCUACCAUCUCUAUAUUAACUCAAGUUGUUUGCAACUUCCUCUUCCUUUUUAGUGCUGGUUUUCAUCU
Molecule: messenger RNA, 1548 nt
Organism: Musa acuminata subsp. malaccensis (wild Malaysian banana)
Lineage: Eukaryota; Viridiplantae; Streptophyta; Magnoliopsida; Zingiberales; Musaceae
Source: RefSeq, a predicted model, not a curated record